Molecule: messenger RNA, 1802 nt
Organism: Octopus bimaculoides (California two-spot octopus)
Lineage: Eukaryota; Metazoa; Mollusca; Cephalopoda; Octopoda; Octopodidae
Product: GPALPP motifs-containing protein 1-like
Source: RefSeq, a predicted model, not a curated record
AAUAUAUAUCCAUCCUGUCACUUUUAGGUAGAUGAUGAAGUUUUAAGCCGGGAAACAUGGAUGGUGGAGCUGCCUCCAGAGAUAGGCCCUGGUCUUGGCCUUGUUGCAAGAACAUUUAGGCAAUCAAAAAGUAUAUGCGAGUCUAAGGACAGAUCUCUGUGGACUGAUACUCCUAUUGACCAAGCCAAGAAGCAAAAGGAAGGUCAUGAAAAACAUGGUGGGAAGAGAAGUUCCACAGAAACUGACCAGUUCAUAAGUGAAAGAGAUCAACGGUGCUCGAAAAUUGUUGAUGAAUACAAUAAAAACAGAAGAUCUGAAUCUCUUCUCAACAUGCAUACAAAACAAAGGAAAAGUGCCAAGAUAGACAGUGAUGAGCCUGUUCAACGACAACCUUUUAACCGAGAACAUGACUUGGAAGCUGUUCAUCUGAACAGUACUCAACGGAAAUCAAUCAUUGAUAGAUCUCAGUCUCUGAGUUCAAGAUUUGGAAGUGGGACAUCUCGAUUCCUUUGAUCUAUUAGUUAAAGGUUGAGAUCACAUACUCACACAUUGGAAGGGUGAUAAAUGAUAAAGUGAAAGUUAAGUUACUGAGUUGUUAGACAUCUAUCUACAAUGAUGUAAGUCUUCACAGAACUAGAAAAAAUAUGUAGGUAUACUUUAUCCAAAAAUACAAAAUAGUUAUGUUUCUAUAGCAUAAGGAGUAGAACAUCUGGCUAUUCACUACUUUUCUUUCAGAUUGUUUUGUUUGUUAUUUGGCAUAAACUCUCAAUUAUUUUUUUUUUUGUAUAUAUAUAUAUAUAUAUAUAUAUAAAAUCUUAACUAAGGUUCUAUAUUUGUGUAUACUGUUGAUACACAGAUAUGCUAUUCUAACCCUAACUUGUUCUCCUUAUUAAAAUACCUUGAUUCAGUUUGGUCCUGCAAAUAACUAUUAAUCAUAUAUAUAUAUAUGUAUGUCACAGUAGAUUGAUUCAAAUAAUCCAGUAGUACUCAUAAAAAUAGCUGCCUGAUGUAUCAUUCUACAAAAACAUAGAAUAUAUAGUAUGAUACAAGAGAAAAUGAUAAGACUUUCUUUCACCUGAAGAUGUAGCUUAAAUUCUGCAUUAUUUUGAAGGAUUUUUUUGCAUUUUGCUUUAAUGCAAACAUGUAAGUAAUUUAUUUAUUAUUAAAUAUAAUAAUAUAAAUUAUAAUAUAUAUGUACACCAUAUAUUAUGCAAAUAGGUAAGCAAUAUAUACUAUGCAAAUGACAUAUGCAAACAUUAUAAAUAUAUAUACAGGUGGACCAAAAGUCACGCACCAAGACAUUUGAUAUUUUAUUUAUAUUACAUUGUUAUCAUUACUAUCCAUUUUGUUCAUCAUGUACAAGUACAUGUGUAUUCAUCAUUAUUUUAUUUCUUUUAUUCGAUUUUAGAAAAAUUGAAACAUGUCUUUAACAAUUCCAAAACUCAUUUUGUGCAUGACUUUUGGUCCACCCUGUAUAAUACUUAAAAGAUUCUUGAUUAACAAUUAAGAACGCUGAAUUUAUCUUCCAUGCUACCUACCCUUCACUACCCUCUCAGCAAAUUUUGACAAUGUAUACCUGUAUACUGUAACAGUAAAGCAAUAACAAAUUUCACUUUGUAGUACUAGCAUAAGAAUCAAGAAGCAAAAAAGAAAGUGAUUAAAAGAAACAAAACCAAAAAUCCAAUUAAAAUUGUUUAAAUAAUGGUCUUUUAAUUUCACAAUGUGUGACAGUAUAUUUGUUUUAAUCACCUGAUUUUGAAAAUAUUGAAAGCAAUUUGAUAAUAAAUAUUACUUUUUAAAUA